GUGGGGCCCUCAGCCAGACACUCCCUUGGGCCAAUUGGGAGAGCAGCUGGGUGGGCUGGUCCCACCAAGACCAUGAAACUGUGCCCAGCUCACACUGGUGACCCAGGCUCUUCCAGACUCUGUGACCUAACUGACCCUUGGGUUCAAGGCUAGGAUGAGGGAAAUCGUGCAUGUUCAGAUUGGCCAGUGUGGUAACCAGAUCGGAGCGAAGUUCUGGGAGGUGAUCGGGGAAGAACAUGGGAUUGACAGCGCCGGGAGCUACUGUGGGGCUUCUGCUCUUCAGCUGGAGAGGAUCAGCGUUUACUACAAUGAAGCCUAUGGUAAGAAGUACGUGCCCCGAGCUGUCUUGGUGGACCUCGAACCCGGGACAAUGGAUAGCAUUCGAUCCAGCAGAUUGGGAGUCCUCUUUCAGCCUGAUAGUUUUGUUCAUGGUAAUUCUGGUGCUGGUAACAACUGGGCCAAGGGCCACUACACAGAGGGAGCGGAGCUGAUCGAGAGCGUCAUGGAUGUGGUGAGGAGAGAGAGCGAGAGCUGCGACUGCCUACAGGGUUUCCAGAUCGUGCACUCCCUGGGUGGAGGCACUGGCUCAGGCAUGGGCACCCUGCUCAUGAACAAGAUCAGGGAGGAGUACCCGGAUCGGAUUCUAAACUCUUUUAGCGUCAUGCCAUCUCCCAAGGUGUCAGACACAGUGGUAGAGCCCUACAACGCCGUGCUGUCCAUUCACCAGCUGAUAGAGAACACAGAUGCCUGCUUUUGCAUCGACAACGAAGCACUCUAUGACAUUUGUUUCCGCACCCUGAGGCUGACGACACCCACCUACGGGGAUCUCAACCACCUGGUAUCCUUGACCAUGAGCGGGAUCACGACUUCACUGCGCUUUCCCGGCCAGCUCAAUGCAGACCUGCGCAAGCUGGCAGUGAAUAUGGUUCCCUUUCCUCGUCUUCACUUCUUCAUGCCUGGCUUUGCUCCGCUCACAGCCCAGGGUAGCCAGCAGUACCGUGCCUUCUCUGUGGCGGAGCUCACCCAACAGAUGUUCGAUGCCCGCAACAUCAUGGCUGCCUGUGACCCUCGCCGUGGCCGCUACCUGACUGUGGCUUGUAUCUUCCGGGGUAAGAUGUCCACCAAGGAAGUGGACCAACAGCUGCUGUCCAUUCAGACAAGGAACAGCAACUGCUUUGUGGAAUGGAUUCCCAACAAUGUCAAGGUAGCUGUGUGUGACAUCCCGCCCCGGGGGCUGAACAUGGCGGCUACCUUCCUGGGCAACAAUACAGCCAUCCAAGAGCUCUUCACUAGGGUCUCUGAGCACUUCUCAGCUAUGUUCAGAAGGAGAGCUUUUGUGCACUGGUACACCAGUGAAGGGAUGGACAUAAGUGAAUUUGGGGAAGCGGAGAGUGACAUCCAUGACCUGGUGUCCGAGUACCAACAAUUUCAAGACGUCAGAGCAGGGCUAGAGGACAGUGGGGAGGAGGAGGCAGAGAUGGAGACAGAAGACAAAGACCCUUAGCUAGGAGAGAAGCUACAGGGCAGCCACUUUUAGAAGUUUUCCACAAGAUUUGUGGCUGUCCUGAAGUCCUUAGGGCCUAGUUCCUCACCUUGACAUAGCAAUGAGAGCCAUAGGCCUUUGCCCACAAUCACUAGACGGGGCUUCAUAGCCAGUGCAUGCUUUUCCUUCUUCCUUUCUAAAUAGCAAGUGAGUUUACUGUAGUGAGCCCUAUUUAUUUUUUUACUAGCUGUAGGAUAGACACCCGGACAAAGUGUGCAAGCUUGCCAGGAGCCCUUUCGCAGCAUUGCUGGGUACCCAAUACCUAGGGCAGCUCGGAUGCUUCAGAGUCCUCUUUCACAAAGCCAGCAGAGCUGGGUGUCUAAAGAGUGUGUGGGAGGUUCAGGGCCAACGGAAGUAUGAGUCCGCCUCCAUGGUCAAGCUGUGUGGACCUUCUGUACCAUUCGACAGGCUGACUGGAAAAAGACAAAGGGAGGCAAGAAAAGCCACGUCUCUCCUCUUGGCCCCCACCAUCCAAAAGACUAUCCAGAGCAAAGCGUUCCAGUCCCCGGGCCUUUGUUUCCCAGUAACCAGCUUCCAACCUGUUUCUCUGUGUUUUCUUAUUAGAACAAGAUGCCAGUAGUUCACUAAUGAUUGUCCUUGGUUUUCCUCUUAAAGGCUGAGGAUGUCCUUUUCUUUUUCACUUACUCACCACCCCUGAAACUGCCGUGCAGCCUCUCUGCUCCCUGGAAAGGGCACGAGGCAUACGCAGCAACCAUUCGAAUGCAGGAACGUAGCCGAGAUGCUGCAGCGUCCUCCUCGGUGACAGAGGACAUGGUCUCAUUAGGGAACUUUUAUAGUUCAGAUUAAUUUGCAGAAGUUGCCAUAGACAUUAGCAGGAUGACACAGCGUUAUUCGGUUGUUAUCUCACAUUAUAACAGGACUGAGCACACAGGAGCCUCUUACGGUCUACCUAGGUCUGAGGUGCAUGGGGUCUUCGUGGUCUGCUGGAAUUACCCAGCUCUCCUAUUUGACCUCUCCAAAGGGAGUUAUUUGCAUGAAACUGGAUUCUAACAUCUUGGUUUGUCUCCAGGAUGCUUGGGAUGGAACCCAAGGCCUUGGGAAAUGCUAGGCGAGUCCUCUGUAACCAGCUAUUUCCUUGGGCCCUCAGUUUAUAAUCAUCAAAAUAAUAAAGCAGCAGGUGGAUGGCACUCUCUUCGUAUGUACACUGUGAGGAAAUACUUAAAGUUCUUAUUUAGAGAAAAUCAGGCCCUGUUGUUCAUAUGACUUGCCAAGCUCCUGUUUACAUAAUUGAAAAAAAGCACUUAAAUACUUUCCCCUUUGGUGUGGACUGAGAAACACUGGCUUAAAGUGAGAUCUGCACCUCUCCAUUCUCAGCUGGAAAACCUUCCUUAGAGUCCAACAAAUCUUUGAGCCCACGACUCUGCGGGAGUCAGCUGCAUGCGUAACCCGGAUGCUUUCACUGUAAACUUCAAAAGGCAAUGACAUGUGUGCAAAAACUAGACCUUCAUUCUUUUGAGAAAAAUUUUUGUUUUCUAAGACUGUGAAGACUUCUGUUUGUUCACUAACAAUCACUAAAAUGCAAAUAAAUUCCACUUUAAAUGACUGAGUCAUUUUAUCUCAGA
Messenger RNA from Grammomys surdaster, 3126 nucleotides. It is a transcript of the gene Tubb1, whose product is annotated as tubulin beta 1 class VI. Lineage: Eukaryota; Metazoa; Chordata; Mammalia; Rodentia; Muridae. The transcript has 4 exons. Gene Ontology annotation, molecular function: GTPase activity; structural constituent of cytoskeleton; GTP binding. Gene Ontology annotation, cellular component: microtubule; cytoplasm. The coding region runs from base 155 to 1504 and encodes 449 amino acids. Gene Ontology annotation, biological process: mitotic cell cycle; microtubule cytoskeleton organization. The record is from RefSeq and is a predicted model, not a curated record.